Molecule: messenger RNA, 3753 nt
Organism: Phaedon cochleariae (mustard beetle)
Lineage: Eukaryota; Metazoa; Arthropoda; Insecta; Coleoptera; Chrysomelidae
Source: the annotation of a GenBank genome assembly
AUGAGUUGGUUUGAUGCUGCAGGAUUUGCAAAUAUAGCGAAAUCGGCAUUAAAAGAAGCUCAAAAGACAAUAGACAAGGCAUUAGAUAUUAAAGAAGAAGGAUCAGCAGUGCCAACAAAUACUCAAGUUGUUCCCAGUUCCACUGAGUUUUUCGAGACUUGGAAUGCCUCUCCAAAGGAUAUCAAUAUAAACAAAGAUAUCAUUUUCAGCCCCUCAAGAGAAGACAAGACAAUAACUAGUAUAUGGGGAUCAUUCACAGGAUCAUUUUUUGAGAACUCUGGCAUUGACAAAGAUAAAUCAAACUCCAUAAGCCUGGAAGACCCAGUUGAUGCUAGUGAUGAAAAUUUUAGUAAAAGCAAGUUAGUGGUUCAACAUAGUGAGGAUGGUGAUGAUGCCUGUGACAGUCAAACUGAAGGUACUAAGGAAUUACAGGUGUCAUUGGUCUUGGAGGAGAUAAACCUAGGCAAUAGGGAGAAUUGUACUGAGAAUCAAAUUGACACCAUCCCCUCAGUUCAAAUUCCUGAAAAACAAGAAUCCAUAAAUACAUGUGUUAAUAGGUUGUCAGCAAUAAGCACUGGAAGUGGAAGAACCAGUUCUGAAAGUGCUGAUAUUCUAACCUGCAGUACAGAAUGUACAACAAGUCCUGAAUCAGAAAUAUUAUCAGUUGGUCAGUCAAUAUCUACAUCUAGUUCAGCACUUGGUCCACAAGAAACCUCUGAUUCAGUAGAAGUAAUAGGCAAUAGUUUGACUAGCCCUAGCUCUGUUGAAGUUAUCAGCACCAACAGCACAAAAAGUAGCAGAAGGAGUUCUCAACACACUGAUGAAUUUGUUUCUCCACUCCAAUCACCAUAUAUAGAAGAACAAUGCUGUCCUGACGAAAAAGUUUCUCCAGAAAGCGUAGAAGUGAUACCAGAAGACCAAGAAGAAAACAGUAUUGAAGAUACAAUUUCAUACACAUCUGUGUCCGAAUGUACUUCGGCAACAGUCUUGGAUUCCGUUCCAAACUCAUUUUUAAAACAACAAAAGCCGCUUCAAGAUCCUUCGAAACGAAUAGAUUCAUUUGUAGAGAAUAACCCAAGUGAAAUUGCUUCCAGUCCAUAUGUGGACGCAAUCACUAGGGCCCCCAGUCGCACGACUAUGCACUUACCAUUAACGCAGGUCAAUAAAAUGUUGAUAGACACUCAACCUCAAAGUACCAAACAAGAAAUACCAAACCUACUACAAAAAACGAAUAUUAUCGAUAUUCCUUCUGAUAGUGAUAAUAUCAGCAGUAACUCGGAGUUAGACGUGUCUUUGGAUGAUGGCUCUCAAUCUGAUAAAACUAUGAUUAGUAGCGACAAUGUCAUGGAAAGCAGUAGCGAUACAAGUACAACAGAAACCAGUAGCCAUUCAGCCUAUUUGAAGAAUAUGCUAGCUGACGCUAUGACAGAAAAAUCAACAGAAACCCAAGAAUCGCCCAAACUCACCCGUUCGUCGAGUAAUGCAACAGAGUCUCUCAAAAGUAGUUCUGUAGAAUGCAUUUCAAUUUCACAAAUCGAUUUGCUUCCCAGAGAAAAUUCACCUAUCAGUUCAGAGAGCCGUUCUGAUUUGGUCAAAAUCGGUUCGGAUCAUACGUCUGGUCACACUUCUGGGGACGAGCUGGAAACGACAACUUCAUCCGAUAUAGAAAUUAUUUCCAGUCCGAAUGGAGACUCCAGUAGUACGCAAAGCCGACAGAGCCCUAUCAAGCACAAUAUCAAGUCCAAAUCAGAUGAUUCAGCGAUAGACUCUUUACUUUGCAAGAUGGCAAUGAAAAGGGUCAAAGGUCAUACAAGAGAACUAUCCGAGGCUUCUAGUGUUAGUGACGAUUUUCCCUCAGAAAUAGACAGGCUCCUGAAGAAGAUGGCCGAAAUGACCGAGAUUCUGGAAUCUAGAGAGUCGAAACUCAUUGACGUCAACCGCAGAAAUGUAGAGUUGCAGGAACUAAACAGUGAUUUGAAACUCCAAUUGGAUUCCAUACUAACUAAACAUCUUGAGAGCAUAGACGUCUCGCAAGUAACUGAGGAAUAUACUCAACGAUUAUCAGCAUUAGAAAAGAAAUUCCAACAGACUCUUAGAGAAAAGGAUAAUCUGAGAAAAGAAUUGGAACAAAUAAAGCAGGAAGCAGCAACUAGAGUGAGCAACUCGGAAAUGACUACUUUGUUGAGUGAAAAAGAAGAAGUAAUCAAGGAGUUGAGAGAAGAAGGGGAGAAAUUAUCCAAGCAGCAACUGCAACAUUCCAAUAUUAUCAAAAAGUUGAGGGCAAAAGAAAAAGAGAACGAAAAUAUCAUGAAAAAUUUGAGAGAAAGUAUAGAAGGAUUAUCAACAGAUGCAGAUAGAUUGAAAAAAUCAUUGGCGGCGAAGGAAGAUGUUGAAAGAACUCAAAUAGAAGCUGUGCACCAAUUAACAAAUAAGAACAAGAAAAUCGAAAACGAAUUAGUUAAAGUGAAAGGGCAGUUGGAUGAUUUAACACAAAAAUAUGACACGACAAAAAAAUCUUUAGAUGCUGCUAAAAAAGAAUUGAAUGAAAAACACAAAUUCAGUUCAGAAUUGUCGAUGAGAGAACAAAUGUUGGAGGCUAUAGAAAAAGAGAAAAAAUUGAUGGAAAUUCAAAAUGAGCAAAUGCAAAGUCAGUUGGAGGAUCUAAGGCAGAAAUUGAGACAAACUGAAGAAGAGAGUGGAAAAAAAGAGGAGAAGUAUAGAGAAGAAAGAAAUAAACUUAUGAGGAAGCUAGAAGAAGCAGAAGCAAGAAACGAAGAAUUGUCUCAGUUAGAAUUGGAAGUAAGCAAACCCUUGGUUCGGCAACUGGAGUCUCUACAAGCUACCCACACAAUGAAGACAGCUGCUUUCGAAAAAAUACAAGAGGAGCUUUUAGGGAAAAUCAGAGAAUUAAAUUCCAGAGUACAAACAUAUACAAGCUCUGAAAGAAUAGCUAAAGAGGAAUGUUUUCGACUCAGGUCGAAAUUGUCCGAGAUAGAAAAUCAACAUAGCAGUUCAAAUCACAAAAUAGAACAUUUAGAAAUGGAACUGGAGCAGCAAAAAACCGAAAGGUUACUGUUGGAACAAGAGCUGAAUAACAAGAUGGACGGUUUGAGUGAUGUAGUGAAAAAAAAUGAGGAAGCAAUUGUCGAUAAGGACAAACAAAUUUCCAACCUGCGACAUCAAUUAUCAUCUUUGCAGAAGUUGGCCUGUGAGGUUGAAACAAAGCAAGAUGAAAAUUCACAAGAAUCAAAUAGACCAAGUGAACCAGAGCCAACAGUGGUAGGUAGGACAUCACCACAAGCCGGCAGCAAUUCGCCCACUCUAAGUUUGGGAAAAGUCUCAAUUUCGGAUUCGUUUUGGUCACAGGAUGAACCCUUCGACGUCAACGCAGCUCCCAGAUACACCAACAUGUUCGAGAUGCAAAUGCUGCAGACCAACCUGAAGCAGCGCGAAGGGGAGCUGCAACAGCUGCAGUGGGAGCUGAACAGGCGGGAGCAGGAGAGAUCCCUGUUGAACGGCGAGAUUUCCACGCUGAUCACCAGAGUGGAGGAACUUGCUGGAAAAACUAGCGAGUUUGACGGCUUGAAGGCGAAAUUCGAGGAGCUGGAGAAACAGUACGAGACGUUGUGCCAGUUGUACGGCGAGAAGGUGGAAGAGAACGAGGAACUGAAACUGGAUUUGGUCGACGUGAAGGAUAUGUACCGGGGUCAGAUAGACGAGCUGUUGAGACAGCAGAAGCAGAAUGUGAAGUGA